UGUUCCGACCAUGCCUGAAACCACCGUGAAAGCGCCCAAGAAGGGCUCAAAGAAAGCCGUGUCUAAGAGUGUCAGUAAUAGCGGCAAGAAGAAGAGAAGGACCAGGAUGGAGAGCUACGCCAUCUACGUGUACAAGGUGCUGAAGCAGGUCCACCCCGACACCGGUAUCUCGUCCAAGGCCAUGGGCAUCAUGAACUCGUUUGUGAGCGACAUCUUUGAGCGCAUCGCCGGUGAGGCCUCCCGUCUGGCUCACUACAACAAGCGCUCCACCAUCACUUCCAGGGAGAUCCAGACCGCCGUCCGUCUGCUGUUGCCCGGUGAGCUGGCCAAGCACGCCGUGUCUGAGGGCACCAAGGCCGUCACCAAUUACACCAGCUCCAAGUAAACAGUCUUGUUGUCUCUGAGACUAAACCAACGGCUCUUUUAAGAGCCACCCACUUUAUCUGAAGAUCAAUCCUGUUGUCGUGGUGAUACAGUUAUGAAAAACUUACACCAGGCCAAUUCUAUACAUGCCAAAUACGACUUUUAUGGUGUACAGACUCAAUACUCAAUUUCUGUAUUGACACAUCAACAAAACCUAAGACAGAACUGUUUUGUUGUCCUGAAUAAUCCAUCUGAUCUUUAAACAAAUCCAACAAACUUAAACAAAACUUAACCAUUAAUAGUGUAAAUAUUACAAUAUAUUAUGUUUAGGUUUAGUUGAAUCAUUUAAUGGUAAAUUCAGUCCUUUUCCAAAUUGUUACAAUCUCACAAUUUCUGGAUAGGUAGUUGUCAGGUAUGAGAGAUGAAGGAGACUAGGAUAUAAAGCCUCAGAUUAAAUAUAGAUUUGCAUAUCCUUCUAAUGGAGAUUUGAUACCAAACAAGAAUGCUGUUUACCAACUAAGGAGCAUCCUCAGUAUUGGUUUUCGUUUGUGUUUUAUUUUGACACAAUUCCUACAUCAGGCAGAUGGAUAAUAAAUAAAACUUCUCUCUGGAACAACUGUGAUGAACUUAUCAGAAACAAAUAUUUAUCCUUUCAUACAUGGUUCCAAAGAGAUAAAUUAUUUCUUUGAUGAAUUUGGCAUGAACAAUGAAUAGUUUGUCUAUACACAGUUUUUCCAGUUCCUUUCAGAUAAUUCAUUUCUUU
Molecule: messenger RNA, 1126 nt
Organism: Epinephelus lanceolatus (giant grouper)
Lineage: Eukaryota; Metazoa; Chordata; Actinopteri; Perciformes; Serranidae
Product: histone H2B 1/2-like
Cellular component (GO): nucleosome
Molecular function (GO): DNA binding; structural constituent of chromatin; protein heterodimerization activity
Source: RefSeq, a predicted model, not a curated record